This is a messenger RNA of Amblyraja radiata (thorny skate), 2008 nucleotides long. RefSeq names its product alpha-N-acetylgalactosaminide alpha-2,6-sialyltransferase 3-like. Lineage: Eukaryota; Metazoa; Chordata; Chondrichthyes; Rajiformes; Rajidae. Gene Ontology annotation, biological process: oligosaccharide metabolic process; ganglioside biosynthetic process. The transcript is spliced from 6 exons. Bases 155 to 1201 code for a protein of 348 amino acids. The record is from RefSeq and is a predicted model, not a curated record. Gene Ontology annotation, molecular function: alpha-N-acetylgalactosaminide alpha-2,6-sialyltransferase activity.
UUGGAGUAAAGGAAUGGGGGACGUUUCGGGUCGAGACCCUUUGAUCCAAGGCUGCAUUAAGAUCUGGAACGCAUUGUUCCUGCCAAAAGCCACAUUUGGCACAUGAAAGCAGGUUAAUGCUGGAAUCAGAGACAGGGCAACGGGGCAGGCAAGGAUGAUUUGCAUGUAUCUCUGUGCUGCCGUUGCAUCCACUACAUUUAAAGCAUGGUGCUAUUUGUCAAGCUGCCGGCUUCCUGCCCAUCAUUCCAGUUAUGUCUGUCAACCCGCUGAAGCCAAGGAUGAGAAGAAAACGCGGAAUGUUCUCCUGGCGAUGGGUGUGAUCGGAGGUGUGUCGUUCCUUGUUGCUGUGGUCCACUACAUCCACCUGUCUCCAUAUCCCGUCAUGCUCUCGCAGCUGGCUGGCAAACCGGCCAUUGGCGGCCUGAGCCAUUUCUUCGGUGCUUUUGGUCAGAACAGCAAGUUGCUACGAGGCUACGUCAGCCUCCCGGAACAGCAGCCACUGGACCUCGCCUGUCAACAGUGCAGCAUCAUCUCCAGUUCUGGGCAGAUGUUGGGCAUGAAGCUGGGAGCUGAGAUCGACCAGUCGGAAUGUGUGUGGAGGAUGAACAACGCUCCAACGGAGGGGUUUGAGUCUGACGUGGGCAGCAAGACCACGGUGCGAGUGGUGUCCCACACCAGCACCCCGCUGCUGCUCCGUCAACGAGCUUUCCUCUCCGGCCUCAACAGCUCCUUCCACGUCUUCUGGGGCCCACAGCGUAACAUGCGGCGCGACGGCAAGGGUAUCAUCUACAACAUGCUCCGCACUGUCCACAAUCACUUCCCCGCCGCCAAGAUCUACACCCUGACAGAGGAACAGAUGAGGCUCUGCGAUAUCGCCUUCAAGAGAGAGACUGGGAAAGACAGGGUGUUGUCCGGCUCGUACCUCAGCACUGGCUGGUUCACUUUCAUCCUGGCGAUGGAGGCUUGCAGCAGCAUUCACGUCUAUGGAAUGAUCAACGACACUUACUGCAGGACCGAAGGCCACAGAAAUGUCCCGUACCAUUACUAUGAGCCCGGUAGCCAGGAGGAGUGCAGGGAAUAUUACAUGCAUGAGAACGCACGUUACGGAGGGCACAGGUUCAUCACGGAGAAGACGGUCUUCGCAAAGUGGGCGAAGGAGAGGAACAUCAAGUUCUCCAACCCCGCUUGGCGGGUCUCCUGACCAAGGCCUUCCCUCUGGACUCCACUCCUUGGACAUCACUGGCAGUGGUCAGGACCUCACCAACUCAUAGCUCCACCCUAUCUCCCUACGCCGCAAAUAAAUAUCGCCUCUCCCCGGCCUAUUUGCGCCAGCACCGAUUUGCAACUUUUCCAUUUGUGUUUUAAAGAACAAAUGUGUCGGCAAGCGAAAGUCUUGCUGGCGUUUGUAAAUAGUGUCUUGUCAAAAAUGCCAACCUUCAGCUGAGACUUCCUGCGCUGCAUCAGAAAAGUACUUUGUUGGCCGUGGAACACUUCGGGACAUCCUGAAAGGGACAUGAAAGGUGUUUUAGAAAUGCAAGCCUGUCUCUUAAAGAUGGAGGAGGUCACCACUCCAGACAAGGUGAUGCAGGAAUAAUCGGCAGCUGUUCAACGUACAUCUUGCAGUCUCUUGUCACUAGAGUUGUGCAGCGUGGAAGGGUUGUCCGCUAGUCUCAGAGCCCAGGUCCGUAAAUGUUGCAUUUUAUUCUCACAGGCGACUUGUUGGUCAACGCCUUGAGAUUUUCAGUCUGAAGAAGGGUCUCGACCCGAAACGUCACCCAUUCUUUCUCUCCAGAGAUGCUGCCUGUCCUGCUGAGGUACUCCAGCACUUUGUGUCUAUCUUUAGAUCCAACUGUGGGGAAUUAACAGAGGGGUCAGGAUUGCACCCAAGGAUAGAGAAUGGGAGCUGGACAUCAGCUGAGGGUGGAAAUAACCUGGAAGCAAUUUAAAAUAAUAAUGGAUAAUGUAAAAGGUCAGAACUGUAUUAAAUACACUAUUAGAUUCUUGUAAA